This is a messenger RNA of Raphanus sativus (radish), 566 nucleotides long. Its product is annotated as mitochondrial import receptor subunit TOM9-2. The transcript has a single exon. Bases 61 to 360 code for a protein of 99 amino acids. Lineage: Eukaryota; Viridiplantae; Streptophyta; Magnoliopsida; Brassicales; Brassicaceae. The record is from RefSeq and is a predicted model, not a curated record.
CUUUCUCCUUCUUUCCACAAACGAUAAGGUGCAAAAGAAGAAAAAGUUAUUUAUCAAUCGAUGGCGAAGAGAAUCGGUGGAGCCGGGAAAUCAGGCGGCGGAGAUUCAAACAUCUUGGCUCGGAUCUCUAACUCCGAGAUCGUAUCUCAAGGGAGACGCGCAGCUGGAGAUGCCGUGGGAGUGUCGAAGAAACUGAUCUGGAGCACGGGAAAAGCGGCGUGGAUCGCUGGUACGACUUUUCUCAUCCUCGUUGUUCCGUUGAUCAUCGAGAUGGAUCGUGAAGCGCAGCUCAACGAAUUAGAUCUUCAGCAGGCAAGCCUCCUCGGAGCUCCCGCGUCUCCUGCGCAAAGGGGAAUGUAGAAAACCCUAGAUGGGCCAACUUCGAGGCUUUUGCAAUUAGGGUGGUUUAUCUGUUUGUUUAAUCUGUUUAUGUUAUGUUUUUGUCGGAUACGAGUUCUUACACACGGACACGGUGGAUUCUCAUUAAAGUUUCGAGCUUGUUUUUAUCUUCAGAUUGGUUUUUGCAAUCGACAGUUCUACUUUCAAUGGAUAAGGAGUUUUUGAUA